AUGACCUCCGUACUGGUUGGUGCAGGAGCAAAUAUCAAUGCCCGUAAUGCUUCCGACCGAACUACCCUCCACUGGGCAGUAAAGAAUGGCAACAAUUGCAUGGUUAAGCAGCUACUAGGCGCAAAAGCUGACGUCGCAUUUACAUAUGAAAGGGCGCUGACUGCGUUGUGGCUGGCGGUCAAGGGCCGACAAUUGGCCAUUUCCGAACUACUGAUCUCAUAUGGAGAGAAUGUCAAUGCCAGAGACACUUUCAAAGAGACCGUAUUGUGCUGGGCGGUGAAGCGGAGCAGCGGUUUCUUUGUAGACAUGCUGCUAGAUAGUGGUGUGGACCCGAGCCGGGCUGACAAACUCAGCCGAGAUCCGCUAAUAUCGGCAGCCUUGAUGGGAAAUGCGAAGAUUGCGCAAAAGCUCCUUUCAAGAGGAGCCUGUCCGGACAGUAUUGACCGAUGUGGGCGAACACCCCUCGCAUGGGCAGUGGCGAUGGGUCAUAUGGACGUGGUGCGAAUGCUGCUGAGCCGGGGCGCCGAUCUCAAACGAGUCGACCAGUUGGACUGCUGCACAAGGCAACGUAGACAUCACUGUCUUGCUUCUGAACACUGGGGCCCGUGUGGAAUAUGA
Messenger RNA from Penicillium antarcticum, 618 nucleotides. RefSeq names its product ankyrin repeat domain-containing protein. Gene Ontology annotation, molecular function: protein binding. The transcript has a single exon. Bases 1 to 618 code for a protein of 205 amino acids. The record is from RefSeq and is a predicted model, not a curated record. NCBI's taxonomy places the organism in Eukaryota, Fungi, Ascomycota, Eurotiomycetes, Eurotiales, Aspergillaceae.